UCAACCGCUGUCACGCCAACAAUGCAUUGGCCGAGCUCAAGCAAGCAGUUAUAUCUAGUUUGAAUACCCUAUACCGGUAGCUACCCAGCCACUAACCCAGGGAGUUAUCGCCGUGACUCUGACAUACUUACAGCGCAUUGAAGACAGGUGUGGGCGAGCUGCACCGGUAUGACGGACCUUUGAAAAAUUCGCCUCUGCUUGUUGACUCAGGAUGUUACUUGGUCAACGCAUCACGAACACCUAAAGAUAACCUGUAUGUGACCAACGAGAGUUAGCCACCACAAGCUCCAGUGAAGGAGGCACCGCUUCAAUAUGAGACUGUGCUUCACCGUCUUCUUUCUCCUCGCGCUGACCCAGCUGAACGGGGUCACAGCACAGGAAACAGCUCCAGAAAUAAAGAUGCCUGAUGUGCGUCGGAUGGAAUACAUUUCCAAUCAACAGGUCCUUUUGAUGUGUAAUGCCGAAGGUGUACCAGUCCCUAGGUACAAAUGGUACAAAGACGGGGCCUUAAUUGUCUCCGAUUCUAUCACACAAGUAGAUCCAGUCACUGGCAACUUGUCCAUACCCAGCUUCACAAUAAGGGAGGAAGGAUUAUACCAGUGCGGGGCGGAGAACACCGUUAGUCCAGGGGUGACUCCAUUAGCCCAAUCCCCCGCCAUUAACGUCAGAGAAGUUUCACUCGGUGCAAACUGGCCUGUGAUCCCUGUUGAAGACAUCAACAAAUUCGAAGGAGCAUACGCCAACCUGCUAUGUACAGACGUACCAGAAAGUGUCCCGAAAGCUCAAUUCAGCUGGUUUUUAGAAUCACCCGACGGGGCAAAGAAACAAGUGGAGGAAACCGACAGAAUCCACGUUGACGAUCAAGGAACGCUGCAUUUUAUCUACUUGGAGACAAUUGACCAGACUGGCGCCGAUCUGUACAAGUGUGCCAUCUAUAACAAUAUCCUAAACACUAUUCAGCUAGGCAGUCCAAAGAGUCUGACAGUUACUCCGGUUGCCAGUAAACCGCAGGUAAAACCUAAGGCCGAGUAUACAACUAACCCUGCAAUAUUCUUACGGACCCAGACGGCAGAGCUGGAGUGUGUGUUCAGUGGAUAUCCUCUACCAACAAUCACGUGGCGCAAGGGGGGUAAUACCAUCACAGCAAGUGAGAAAUAUCAGUUCGACAAGAUCAACAGGAAACUGAAGGUAUUGAACCUGGUGGAGGAAGACGAGGGAAUUUACACCUGCUUCGGGCAGAACUCCGUCAGCACAGUCCAGAUUCCAAUCUUUCUCGAUGUCACGUCUGGUCCUAUUUGGGAACAGGCGUUAAGUUACCAGACUAUACCAACGGGCAGGGACGCUGUCUUCUACUGCAAGUCCCGGGCAGCUGACGGGGAGGAUCCCAUUGACACACCCACCUGGUACAUUAAUGGGAAUCUAAUUAACAUACUAAGUCCUCCAGGAAGCGGCAAGUUCCAGUUCAGUGAUGGUGGAAGAGUGUUAACGGUCAUAGGUCUGCAGAAACCGGACGAUACCCAGUGUUUCCAGUGUAACGUCAGCAACAAAAUAGACUAUGAAUUUGCAAAUGGUUGCCUCAACGUCAUCGAACCAAUCGUAAUAACCGAACAUCCCCCGCCAAUUCAAGAAAUCGUCAAGGGCGAUCGCGUUAACCUGACAGUGAAAGCUACAACUGACCCGGGGAUGACCUUGAGAGAAAGAUGGCGCUUCAAGAAUCAAACCUAUGACAAUAAUGCGCCGCCUCAUGUGAUCUACAAUGAUGUCACAAAGGAAGCCUAUAUCGACACGUCAGGCCUCACCGAUGCGGAGUUUGAAGCGAUUAUUGGCGUGUACUACCGGGACCUGUAUCACCAAUACGAUAGCUACACAGUAACAAUUGAAGUCGUACCGAAGGGUAGAGAUGAUGCGGUUGCAGCCGCUGGGGACUUCCCGUGGUGGUGGAUAGUGGUGGUGAUACUCCUCCUCUUGCUCGUCGUCAUCAUCAUCCUCAUCUGCUUCUGCUGCAAGCGGAAACAGGAUGAAGGGACUUACAAAGUCUAUGCAAAAGAGGUAAACGCCGUGUACCUUAAUCCGGAUAAGGAUUUGGAAGACCACAAGUUCCACAAUGUUGCCAGAAUAGAGUCUGAGGAAGAUACAUCUACGAAGAAGCGACCCGCCCAUAACCCUGCUUACGAUGUCAAUGAUGAUGAGCCUGACUCGAUGGACGAGUACCGAGGUAGAAGAGAUCAAAGUGGUAAAUAUAACGCGGGUUAUUUCAGUGGAGACGACCGUUAUGCUAAUGCUGGACGGUAUACACAUCAAGAAAGUCAAGCUUAAAGAUCAAGAAAAUAUAGCGUAUCAGUAUCUACUGGAUUCAAAGGUAUUCAUUACAUUCAUGUAGCGAUGGGUGUAGUGUAAUUACAUCCCAUGUGUCUGCAAUGAUAUUCUUACACCUGACAAUGGUACAGAAACACCCUUCGAUGCUGGAAACCUUACCUUGGCUCUUUAGUUUUAAAGAAAAGGUCCGCCUUCUUCAUAACACCUUGAACCUUAUGAGGAGUUACGUAUACCAAUUCGUGACAUAAACGUAGACUAGCUUGCCAAUCUAAUUGGACUAACAUGUUAAAGAGGGCAGCAUUAACAAGACGAAAUCCGGUGUUUUCAGAGUGUAGGAUCUCAACAAACAUAAUGACAAAGACAGCAGUCAGAUGCCUUGACUAAAUGAUAGGUUGGCAGAUUCAUCUUGUGUGAUUCAAGACUCGAUUCGCUUGUGCACUACUGUUAUGUUCUUCGUGCGUAAUUGCCAAGCCCACUGUUGCAGUGUAAAGUGAAAGUGUAUGUAAAACACUUGGCCUACGACGGCGAUAAGUAAUGUUUCAUUGUUGCUUUUGAAAGCAGGACAUGCUUACCCUUUAAGCGAACACCUGGUGUCACCGCUGAUUUUCAGUGAUACAUUCAUGUAAUUUUCACCACUUUUUUGUAUUUUACGCCCAAUAUCGAGGCUGAUUAUUCUCUGGUAAUAUAUUUUUUUAUACAUUUAUCAACAAAUAUAGUACCUUUGAUCAGGGUUAUAAGAUAAUCCUUUAAAAUCUAUACCCCAUUUAGAUCUGUAUUUGUAUCUUGUUAUUGGUGGUCAAGUGUUUGCUUCAAAUUUUUGUCUUUGGUCUAAAUUUGAUUUUACGUGUGAAAUGAUACUCGAAAGGUGUUAUUAGCAACUUACUCAUUGUCUAAUGAGCUUAACCUCCCCAUAGUAGUCAUCUUUUAUAAAUCUAUACAUUUUAAACUUUUAACAUCCCUUCAUAUUAUAGUUCUUAUCUAACACAAACGAUAUUGUCACGUGUAAUUUACUACUAAUGUGCACCUUGAUAUUAAUCUAAUUCACUAACAUACAAAAUGCAGACUAGAUACUCAUUUUGUGUUAUCAGAUUGCUGAUCUCAAGAAAUCAACAGGCUAUGACAAUUGUAUUGAGGCGUUGGAACGGUGAUACAAGCUACAGUAUUAUCUGUGGAUUAAAAUACAUUUUGGAGUUUAUAACUGUCAUUCAUCGAAACAUUCUUGGAUCGUUGUAUAUUAUGUCCGUGGAUCAUUUACCAUUAACAGUCAUUAUGUAUAUACAUAAGCGGAGUUAAUUCUGUACUCAAUAAUAUCUUCAAAAGAACACAUGUCUCAAUAUAUCUCGUUAACCAUAUAGCAAACAAAUCAGUUCUAACUGCAGUCCUGUACGUACAAUGUUCCUUGUGAGUUGUGUAUCAAACUGUGUUUGUCUGUUUGUUGACAUACGAAAUUACAUGGGAUAUGGUAUCAAUUUACGCUCUGUCCUUGUCUUAGUUCCAUAUAUGAGACACUCAAGAUACGUUUGUAUUUUUAUAAACAAACGUUUGUUAGAUAAGGUUCUGUAUCUAUUACUUGAAGUAAUAUGUUUGUGUAUAGACAUACAAUGUCGGCGUUUCUAUGUAUAUCGACACAUCUAAUGGUUAGUAAUAUCUCAAUGUAGUUUUAGGGAACAGAAUACCACGACAUACCUUGGUGUACAAACCAUCGUUCAGAACGUUGGCGGAUUGAAGGCUUACUAAAUAGGAAGUAUACUUCGCAUGGUUUUUUUACAAUGCUUUUUAUAAUCAAAGAAAACGCGUUUUGAUUAAUGUGCACUUUGAUAAACCUCUCGAACGAAUCAUCUAUAGCUUUGCUGUUCGCUGCUAACAUGGCCUGGCAACUGUCUUACUGCCUGUUUAUCUAGAGGGGCCGCUGCUGCCGAGACAACCUGCACAGCUGGACUAGUGGGUACUCAUCGGCACGGUCAAAACUAAUGCCACUAGUGCAACGGGUGCUUCUUGUAGUUCACCAACUAACAGCAGAAAAAUACUACAUGGUAGUUCAUGUAGUAGAAUAAAAGUCAACAACAAGACAAUUACAACUUCAAGUUCUACGAGAGCAAGAACUGAAAUUAGCUUUACAACAAGAACAUUUUCUCGUGCAAAAGAACAACCAACACUUGGACAGACAAUGCCCACAAUCACUACUCCAACUUCAACUAUCUAUAGUGGCUCUAGAGCAAACACCACAACGCAUCUACAACAAGUACUUCACGGCGUACAUCUAUUGCAACUACUUCACGGCUUACAUCUGCUGCAACUACGUCACGGCGUACAUCUACUUCAACUGCUUCCCGGCUUACAUCUACUGCAACUACUCCAGAGGUUUACAUCUACAGCAACAACUUCACGACUUUUACCAACAGAAACUACUUUAUGUCUUACAUCUACUGAACUUAUCGGUAUAGGUGACUGCAACUAGAUCGUUUCUACUUUCAACUACUUCACGGCUUACAUCUACAGCAACAACUUCACGACUUUUAGCAACAUAGACUUCUUUAUGCCUUACAUCUACUGCGCUUCUCGGUAUACGUGACUGCAACUAGAUUGUUUCGUACAUCUACGGCAACUGCUAAGUUCAGAAUAUCCACUACAAAUACUACGCCCGGUACAUCUACUGCAACUACUCUACGGCUUCAUCUACUGCAGCUACUUCACGCCGUUAAUCUACUGCUACUAGUACGUGCAGUAAAUUUAAUAUCCUACACGUUACAACUGGUGCUGUAAUCAACUAUGCAAAAUAUAUUUUAUGAUUGAUUGCUUUAACAAUUAAAGUUUGUAUUAUUGUUACAUAGAUAUAGUUAUGAAUGUUUCUUGGUUACGUGUUUGUAUGUAUGUAUGUAUGUUUGUAUGUAUAUAAUAAAUGUUUGUACACUGCCAUCAGGUUAAUCGUGUGCCCUCCGUGUAUAUUUACUGUUAUUUAUUACAUGUUACGAUACACGUGCGAAAGGUGUUAACCUCAAGAUGACAUCGUAGUCUUAAUUGUCUGUUUUAUAUGUUCCAUUUUCACCAAUCAUUGUGCAAUGCUUCAUAGGUUCAAGUCAGUAUUACUCCGCAAGAUAGCUUCAUUUCUACGACUUGUAAAUAAUUACUUGUUAGAUUGUUCUUAUCAACUAUACUUCCAAACGUGUUAUCCAAAUAAAUCUGAUUUUUAGUUUU
This is a messenger RNA of Haliotis rufescens (red abalone), 5511 nucleotides long. RefSeq names its product neural cell adhesion molecule L1-like. The record is from RefSeq and is a predicted model, not a curated record. Lineage: Eukaryota; Metazoa; Mollusca; Gastropoda; Lepetellida; Haliotidae. Bases 313 to 2316 code for a protein of 667 amino acids. Gene Ontology annotation, biological process: dendrite self-avoidance; homophilic cell-cell adhesion; axon guidance. Gene Ontology annotation, cellular component: plasma membrane; axon. Gene Ontology annotation, molecular function: cell-cell adhesion mediator activity. The transcript is spliced from 14 exons.